AAUCUAAGCAACACAAAUUAACUCGGUUAGCCGCCGCUGUUAGGGAGACCUAUGAGCCAGAAGCCGCGAUCACGAAAGGCCGCCGCCGCCACCGCGGCCGGCGGCAUUGCGGAAGACCGAAUCUCAGAACUCCCGGAGGAAAUCAUCCACAACAUCCUUCAUCGCGUAAAGCCCCCGAGCGAAGCGGCAAAAACGAGCCUUUUGUCAAGGAGAUGGCUCCAACUCUGGCACUCUUACCCUGUCGUCGAGUUCCGGGAUCAGGAUUUCAAUUGGGAUUUUGAUGAAAUUAGAAUUAGGUUCGAAAGAUUCGCCGCUGCCGCUUCCAGGAGGCUGCUGCAGCCUCAUAACCAUGGGAAAACAGCAGCAGCAGCAGCACCAAUCGCUCUGGACGCCUUCAGGAUUUCGUUACAGUACCCGCGUCAAAACGAGGAGCUGCUGGACAAGUUGCUGGCUCCCGCGUCGCUGUUGCCCGCCGCCGACGACGACGGCAGCAGAUCGCCGCUCGAGAUUGUGGUUCAUACGAUUCCUGGUACUUAUGUCAUUCCCUUUUCCUCACCUUAUAGUUUUCCCGAUGGAACAUUUUUGAACUGCCGCCGCACCAGAUCUCUGAGCCUGAGUGGUUGUGACCUGAGGAGCCAAUAUCGCAGCAAUUGGAGUAGUAACAAUAUUUGUCUGGAGGAUCUCUGUCUCAAAUGCACUUGGAUUAGCGAGCAGAUGUUGCAGAGCUUCCUGGGGAAUGCGCCUAAUCUCGAGAAGCUGAGUUUGAGCUGGAUUCAAGGGGUUGAGAGCCUGGACCUCUCUCACCCUAACCUGAAGACCAUUUUCAUCGGCGGAAAUUAUGGCUCUGUUCUGCAACUCCAGCUUACUUCAGCUCCUCUGCUGCAUACACUUCGCUUCGAGAGCACAUUGGAUUGCAAGCUGAACGUGGCGUCGAAAUUUUCGAUCCCGAAUCUCAAAUUCAUCCACAUUAGAAACGACCCCUGGAUGGGAUCGAAAUGGCUCGGCGAUCUCGAGGACUUGAUUUCCAAGUCCCCAUCUCUGGAGUCUCUCGACUUUCAAAAUGUCAAAAACCCAGAUGAAAGGAAGCCGCUGCCGUGGCUGAGGAUUGACAGCCCGAGCUCGGCUUCCAAGCUCCGGACAUUAAGACUGAGCUUUUCGAAAACGGAGAGGCCAUUGGAGAUCGAUGCUCCUAAUCUGGUUAGUCUCUGCAUCGCCACCGACUCUGCCAUCAACGUUGAGGCUGUCAAAGUGGCUUCCGACUGCAAAUGUGUAAUUGACUGGCAUAUCAGCCGUGAAAACAAGUUGACUACGGGAUGGUUUGUUGAGUUGAGGCGGUUUCUUGCCGCACUGACCCGUUCAUUCCGCCACAAACCGGUUUUAAAGCUGCACUUCCCAUCAUACUACUACAAUCCAGAGGUAUCUUUCUCUUUGAGUGAAGUCAAAUGUGUAUCCUCUCCUAUACCGGAGGUGCAAAACUUACAAUUCGGAAGCUCUUUCUCGUCUCGGCUGUCCAACAUGAGACAUGCAAAAGCUAUCAUUUUCCUUGAAGCUCUUCUUUGGACUUGUCAUCCCAACAGAAUAUCUAUAGCCGAACAGUCUGAUCCUCGGGACUCACAAAGAUCCUUGACCAAAUUUCAGCGUAUUUGGAAGCAGGUUGCAAACAAGAACCUUGAAAGUUCAAGUUGUGGUGGAGAUGUUCAGCAUUGGCAAGAUGGACUGAAGGAUGUGAAUAUAAUGAGUGACACCAUUGAUGCGGAUUCAGCUCUUGCACGGAAUUAUAUUUGUUUUACAUUGACCUAGCUAGUGUGACUGUGAGUAAAUUAUUUAAAUGUACCUACGAUAAUUUUGUAGUGAUUCCAUGCUUCUCUACUUUAUCAAUGUUCAU
Messenger RNA from Linum tenue, 1885 nucleotides. The record is from the annotation of a GenBank genome assembly. NCBI's taxonomy places the organism in Eukaryota, Viridiplantae, Streptophyta, Magnoliopsida, Malpighiales, Linaceae.